AUGACGACUAGGACCAUCCAUGGGAACUCGCGAUUCCAGAAACUCUCUUCUCUACGCUGGAAGUGGGAGUCACCCGGUGGAGGUUACCGCAAUGAAAUAGACCACAUCAUCGUCAAUAAAAGGUUCUGCCUGACGGACGUCGCUGUUGUACCAAAGUUCUAUACGGGAUCGGACCAUCGCCUCUUCCGAGGAAGAUUUUCCUUCACAAGGAGAGAAAAGAAGGCCGCCAAGUUUAGGGAGAAAAAUCCCAGAACUAUCAUCAGCUGGGAUCUCUUCGCUACGCUAGCCGGCAUUUGGGAAGAUUCCGCAAUGGGUAACAUCGACCAGGAAAAUGACCGGCUCGUUGAACACCUUCACGACUGCGCGAAGAAGGCUGAGAGUUUUAAAACCAUCAAGAGACGCCUGUCUCUUGAAACUCUUGAGCUAAUACACCAGCGUGGAGCAGCACGAGCCGCAGGGAACCAAGAGCUCACGUCCGAGCUCGCAAAGCUUUGCAGAGAGGCGAUAAAGGAAGACCUUAAAGAGAGAAGAGCAGAAGUGCUGGCUGAAACUGCAGAGGCGGGAAAGGCAUCUGCUAUGCCCGUCGAGACUUCGCCAGUCACAAGACAAGGAUGA
Necator americanus (New World hookworm) is the source of this 615-nucleotide messenger RNA. RefSeq lists its product as uncharacterized. The coding region runs from base 1 to 615 and encodes 204 amino acids. The record is from RefSeq and is a predicted model, not a curated record. The transcript has a single exon. Lineage: Eukaryota; Metazoa; Nematoda; Chromadorea; Rhabditida; Ancylostomatidae.